Molecule: messenger RNA, 846 nt
Organism: Diaporthe amygdali
Lineage: Eukaryota; Fungi; Ascomycota; Sordariomycetes; Diaporthales; Diaporthaceae
Exons: 4
Coding region: 1-846 (281 amino acids)
Molecular function (GO): oxidoreductase activity
Source: RefSeq, a predicted model, not a curated record
AUGGCUUCAUUCGAUUUCCGUUCUUGCAAAGGUCUCGUCUUCGCUAUCACUGGCGGUGGUGGAGGCAUUGGGGGCGCAACAGCCCUUCGGCUGGCCCAACUGGGGGCUGCAGCUGUCGCUAUUGCAGAUGUGCAUGAGGAGGGAAUGGAGGCCAGAAAGAAGGAGAUCGUGGCAGCCUGUCCCGACUGCAAAGUCAUGACUACUAAAGUGGACGUCAUAGACCCGAAGCAAGUUGACGAUUGGAUCUCAUCGAUCGUAGCUGAAUUCGGUCGCCUGGACGGCGCUGCGAACAUCGCUGGAGGUGAGAGAAAGGGAAAUCGGAAAGCUGAGGACAGAAUUAUCGAAAUUGUCGAUGAAGAUUGGCAGCACGCGAUAGACUUGAACUUGCGAGGUACUAUGAAUUGCCUAAGAGCCCAGCUCAAGGUCAUUACACGACCCGGCGGGUCUAUUCUUAACUGCAGCUCCGGAGGCGGCUUGGCUGGCCUUCCUCACCAUGGUGCCUACGGCGCGUCCAAGUGGGGGAUCCGCGGGCUCACGAGGACAGCCGCUGUGGAAUACGGGCCUGAGGGAAUUCGGGUCAAUUGUUUGGUACCCGGGCCUAUCGAUAGCAGUCCCGUGUUGCAUGAACUUGCGGCCAAGGGAUUGCUCGAUCUGCAGUGGAUGGCUGAUCAUUCAGCCAUGAGAAGACUGGGAAAGCCAGACGAGGUCGCAAAAAUGGCGGCUUUCCUCCUAUCCCCUGAUGCUUCAUACGUAUCGGGUAUUGAUGCUCCAGUUGACGGUGGCGGCUGCGCAAUGGGCGGUUAUGGUGACUGGAGCUACAAAAAGGCUGUACAGUCUAAGCAAUAA